Molecule: messenger RNA, 477 nt
Organism: Trypanosoma grayi
Lineage: Eukaryota; Euglenozoa; Kinetoplastea; Trypanosomatida; Trypanosomatidae
Exons: 1
Coding region: 1-477 (158 amino acids)
Source: RefSeq, a predicted model, not a curated record
AUGGGAUGCGCCUUUAGUGGUGGGGCAGCCCGUCGUGGAUCCGGUUUGUUCCGGGGCAGAAAAGGGCACAACCCUCACCCCAAAGGCCACAGCGUUUCGCGACGCAGACGCAUAUAUAAGAGGCGGCCGCGCGCAAACGGGAAGAGGGUUGGCCACUUCAGCAGGCGGGCGCGGGCACGGCAUCCCCUUCUUGGAUGCAAUGCUGGCCCCAUGCCGAGGUGCAUCGUCGUUUUGGCGCGGUGUAGGGAAUCCCGCGUGGCUCGGCAGGCUUGCCGCCGCAAGCUGGGGUGGGGGGCUUUGCGCAUACGUGUUUGUAGCGCGGCCGUGGUGCACACAAUGGCAAAAGACAGCGCUCACUCGGACGCGCUGGAUCGUGAAGGGGCGGCCAUCGACAGGGCACUGCAAGACCACAAGGUGGGCGCCACGUGGCCUCGGAGAGUAAUCCCGCGGAUGGCAUUUCCAGAGGUCAGAACGUAA